AUGGAUAAAUUCAAACUUUUAUCACGACUAUACGGUUUGUUCAAAAUAGAAGAAAAAGAGUUACCCACAGAAGUAUUUUAUUAUUAUUUGAAACACGAUACUGCGAAUUUAAAAAAUUAUAGAAAGGAAUGUUCUGAAUUAAGUCCUCUGUUCAACAAAUAUCCGAAUGUCAUAAAACUUUGUAAACAAGUUCUAAAAUACUUAAAAACUAAUUAUUCAACGUUGAAUAAUCAAGCUAAUGAUUAUGAUUUAUGUAAACUCUUGAAUUACUGGGUAUAUAAUAGAUUAUUUGAAAUUUUGGGUUCUAAUGAAAAUUCGUAUGUUUACAUUGCCUUUGGGGAACUUAGUCGUAUCUGGACUACUUUUGUUGAUGUUAAUUUAAAGAAAACUCAUCGUAAUACAUGUAGACCUAUGAGUGAAAUUGUUAAUCAUUUUAAUUGGGAACAAAGAAAGGAAUUAUAUGAUUACCAAGUUAAUUAUGCUUCCCUUCGUAAACUUGUUGAUUACUAUGAUGUUAAAUGCAUAAAAUAUUACGACUAUAUUGAAAAAAUAGCUAACCUAUAUAAAUACUUUGAUGAACCUUGUUCUUCUAAUAAUAAAAAUAUUUGCCCAGAUUUUUAUAAUGGUAUGAAACAAUAUAAUCCAAAUGAUUUUAUACAUAAUCUCCGUUGUUAUAAUAAAAUACAGGAAGAAAAGAAAGCUGCUGCUGCCGCUAAUAAAAAAGCUGUAGCUGAAAAUCUAGAAGGCAGACCAACAUUACAAGGAAGAGCAUCCUCAGAUACCGGUCCCCAUUCUGAGAAUCCAACAAAUGGGAUGAUAACUCCUGAUUCUUCACAGUUAAUGCGUGACAAUUCACACUCUGCAAUAAAACCUGGUGAUGUACUACUGGGAGUAGUUGUGACUUCUAUGACUUCUGGUUUUUUAUAUAAAUUUACACCCAUAGGAAAGCGGUUAUCCAACAGAUUUGGAAGGAAAAGAAUGAUUGGAAGUAUCCUAAAUGAAGAAAACAAUGCAUUAUUUGAUUAUACAUCGGAUUCGUAUAAUCCAGGUUAUGGUGAUAUAGAACACUAUAUAGGAUACCAUCAAGCGUAA
Messenger RNA from Plasmodium vivax (malaria parasite P. vivax), 1092 nucleotides. Its product is annotated as variable surface protein Vir4, putative. Lineage: Eukaryota; Apicomplexa; Aconoidasida; Haemosporida; Plasmodiidae. The record is from RefSeq and is a predicted model, not a curated record. Bases 1 to 1092 code for a protein of 363 amino acids. The transcript is spliced from 3 exons.